AAUGAUUUUGCCUCACAAACUUAGUUUUCAUGAGAUUAUCGCUUAUAAAGUUAAGAAUCGAUCGGGAAAACCAAUAUUUUCCUUUGAAUAGAGGAAGGUAAUCAGAAUAUUAUUUAUUUGAUAUGUGUAGGUUCAGGCUAAAGGCAAUGAAUAUGAAGUAGAAGUCGAAAAUUCAACGACUUGUAGGAUUAUUGAAAAAUUCAGAUAUGAAAAAAUAAAACAUAUCUAUCCUUGUUCCAAAUGGGAAGUUGUUGAUAUUAAUAAGUACUAAUGAAAACUAUGAUGAG
This is a messenger RNA of Paramecium octaurelia, 287 nucleotides long. The record is from the annotation of a GenBank genome assembly. NCBI's taxonomy places the organism in Eukaryota, Ciliophora, Oligohymenophorea, Peniculida, Parameciidae.